AUGGAAAGCCAAGAAAUUGCAAAUCCUCUAUCCCGUUCAGCAAUUGCAGCUAUGGAGGAAAAAAAUCCCGUCCCUCAUGGCCCUGCUAAAUUGUCUCCCAGCACGAGGGUAGAUGAAGAGAUUACUGCUGAAGCACAGCCCAUUUACGACAUCGCCAAAGAAUGCAUCGUCCUGUUUGGAAAGUUUCUCCAGCAGCCCAAGAACCAGCUCACAGAAACCAUAUCCACAUGCCAGCGGCGGUUUCAAUCGUGGACAGUUUAUGUGGGCGUAUUCGUUCACAAGAGCGCUAGCUUAGACACUCAGUUGAAGCUGGAGCCUGGUGUUCAAGACCUCGUGAUGGUGCUAUUGGAUGUUCUCCAGGAGGACAUGCGUCGAGUUGUAAAACUUGAAUCAAGAAACUUGAUUUCACAAUGCAAUCCUCUUUCCCACGGGAGUGGCAAUACCAAUUCGAAUGAUGAUACGCUUUCGAAUGCAGCCAGAGGCGUUCUGGACGGCAUCGUCGAAUCUGUCGACGGGCUACACCGCCUCACUACUAGAAUCAAGACAGCUUCAAGAGGUGACUUGAGUCUCGAGGAGAAGAUCGUCGAUUUUGCAAAGCAUCUUCCGAGGGACGGGUUCGAAGACAGGACCCGGUUGAUCUUAAGAUACAAGUUUCCAAACGCCGCGGAAAAGCUGAUCACGAAACUGUUUAGAAGUAUUGCCUUUCGCCGCCAUCGUCUUUUGUACCAGCGCCAUCACCACAAGAAAAUGAGCCAUAUCCAUCACACAAGUUUAGUUGAAGUGGAAUCAUCGAAGCAGCAGAGCCCUCAGAGCCAGAAUCCGCAUGAACAUCAAAGUGAUUCAGAUACUGAGCCAGGACCGAGUACUCAUUGUGCGACCUCCAGGGUACAUCGGGUUGAUCCACAAGAUGACGGACGCAAACGACAGGCCUCAACCGUCUUUGCGGGUGAAUCACCAUGGAUCGAGGAGUCUGGAUACCCUAUUCCUCCAAAGGCAGAAGGUCUUUCCAUAUCUGCCAUGUGUCAGAUCUGUUUCCAAGAGCUACAGGUUGUGGGCAAUGAAGAUCCAACGUGGUGGGAAAGACACGUUGAAAGCGACAUGGAACACUACAUUUGCCUGUCUGAUGAUUGCGGAAAGUCUCUAUGCUACUUCAGAAGUUUUGAUUCUUGGAUCGAGCAUAUGAACCGGGAGCAUUCGCAUGACUGGUCUCGGUUUACCUAUGCAAAGAAGAGUGAAUGGCGAUGCAGGGUUUCAGAAAACUGCUCCAUUUCCUUUGAUAAUGAAGAUUCACUCCGAGCGCAUCUCGCGGACAAUCACCUGAGCGACCUCGAAGACCUCGGGCUAACAGACUUGCAGCUAGUGGUAGAGAAAAGCAAAUUUCCGCAGCCCAGAGAGUCGGACAUAUGUCCGCUGUGUGAAGAGUCCAUCAAUGACUCGGAACCGGUGAUCCAGAACUCCAAAGCAGAAAAUGAUGGCUCUCACAAAAAGGUCCGUCAGCGGCCCGACGGCCAACAAUCCACAUUGGGGGCUCUACAGAAUGAUGAGAACAAGGGAAAACGCCCUGCUUCCAACACCAACAGCUCGAUAAGAUCGAACGAAAUGCAGUCAAGAAAGGCCUCUCACAUCGCAGACCACUUAAAGAGCAUAUCGCUGUUAUGCCUUUGGGGUCUAGGAACUAAAGGAGAAGAACAGCAAGAGGAAGAUUCUGGAGCAGACAUUUGCGGCGAUGAUUCUUCUGAACCAAGCGAUCUCAACGACGCCCACAACGCAAGUGCGGCUUUCACUGGAUUGAACCGGCUUAAGAAAGCCUACACACAUUAUACAUUAGACUAUGAAGCAUUGAAAUCUAGUGAUGCGGAUUCCGAAGAUGCGGAACGUGAUCCUCUGUAG
This is a messenger RNA of Trichoderma aggressivum f. europaeum, 1890 nucleotides long. RefSeq lists its product as uncharacterized. The transcript is spliced from 5 exons. Lineage: Eukaryota; Fungi; Ascomycota; Sordariomycetes; Hypocreales; Hypocreaceae. The record is from RefSeq and is a predicted model, not a curated record. Bases 1 to 1890 code for a protein of 629 amino acids.